Molecule: messenger RNA, 945 nt
Organism: Cadophora gregata
Lineage: Eukaryota; Fungi; Ascomycota; Leotiomycetes; Helotiales; Ploettnerulaceae
Product: Transcription initiation protein spt3
Exons: 4
Coding region: 1-945 (314 amino acids)
Biological process (GO): transcription by RNA polymerase II
Cellular component (GO): SAGA complex
Molecular function (GO): protein heterodimerization activity; transcription coregulator activity
Source: RefSeq, a predicted model, not a curated record
AUGGCGGACAAGACAGCGAAAUACCGGACGGAGAUCCAGCAGAUGAUGUAUGUGUCUGGAGAGACAGCUGAAGCAUCUGCCGAGACUACAGGUAUCAUUGAGGAGAUUGUACGGCAACAGGUUAUUGAAAUGCUCAGACAAUGUACUGAGCAGGCUUCACGUCGAGGUAGCAGAUCGAUAUCGACCGACGACUUAAUCUUCCUGAUCCGGCACGACCAAGCCAAGGUAUCGCGACUCCGGACUUUCCUUUCCUGGAAGGAUGUCAGAAAGAACGUCAAAGAUUCUGAUGAUAAGGGUGGAGAUGCUGAUAUUGGAACGGGUGAUGAGCCGGUCGGAGCAGCAGCAGGUGGUCCUGUCGUCGAUACAGCAAAGAAGAAUAAGAAGGCCAAAGUCGGCUUACCUUGGGAAGUUCCAUCAUUCUACAACCAGGAAGUUCCGGAACGCGAAGAUGAGGAUGAUGAGGAUGAAGAGGAGAUGAACUAUGCGACUCUACAACGUCUCAAGAAAGCUGAUGAGCGUACAAAGGCUAUGACUAAGGAGGAGUAUGUCACUUGGUCCGAAUACCGUCAAGCAUCAUUUACCUUCCGUAAGGGCAAGAGAUUCAAAGAAUGGGCGGGCUUUAGCGUUGUCACAGACUCAAAACCAAACGAUGACAUCGUUGAUAUUUUGGGUUUCCUGACAUUUGAGAUUGUGCAGACAUUAACCGAGGAGGCUCUCAAGAUCAAGGAACAAGAGGACCUUGUGAAGGAUAAGACAGGUGGAGAGCAGAUAGGCAAGAAGCGCAAGAUUCAAGGAUUAUUUGACCCUCCAUCUGAAGGACGUACGCCUGUUGAAUCGAGACAUAUCCAGGAGGCUUUCAGGAGGCUGCAAAUCCGACCGACCAAACAGCGUGCAAUGUGUAAUUUCUCAAGGGGUCUUAAUCGCACACCACUAAAACUUUUUUGA